UUAAAGAGUUCAUCAAUGGAAGAAGACACCAUAGUUCUUUACAGUUCGACGGAGCACUUGAAUUCCCUAUCAGCUCUCGCCGUCUCAAUCGCCAACCACCGCCCCUCCAUCUCCGUCGUCUUGAUCGGCACCGCCGCAUCAGCUCCCAUCGCCGCCGCUCCUUCCAUCACCUACCGCCGCCUCCCCACCCCCGCUGAUCUCCCAUCACCAAUCUCCCACCCCGUCGAACUCUGCUUCGAAGUCCCCCGUCUCAACAACCAGAACCUCCGAGAAACCCUAGAUGAAAUCUCCCAGAAGUCAAACAUCAAAGCAAUCGUCAUCGAUUUUUUCUGCAACUCUUCAUUCGAGGUGUGCACGAGCUUGAAUAUACCCACUUACUUCUGCAACACCACCAGCGCAUUCGGCCUAUGCGCUAUAUUUUACUGGCAGACGAUUCACGAGACAACUCCCGCCGGCGAUUUCGAGGGUUUUAUUGAAGUCCCGGGGUGCCCGCGGAUCCACUCGUCGGAUAUCCCCAAGUCGAUGUUCUAUCGGCAGAGUAAUUCUUACAAACACUUUGUGAGCACCUCCAUGAACAUGCGCAGAUCGGCUGGGAUCGUCGUCAACAGUUACCACGCGCUCGAGUUCAGAGCUUUUGAAGCAAUGGCGAACGGUUUGUGCAAUCCAGGUGGGACAACCCCGCCUGUUUAUUCACUCGGACCUUUCGUCGCUGGAAAAAACAACGCAGAGAGUGAGUGCUUGCGGUGGCUGGAUUCACAGCCGAUUAAAAGCGUCGUGUUCCUCUGUUUUGGAAGAAGGGGGGUUUUCUCGGGAAAACAAUUGAAAGAAAUGGCGCUUGGUUUGGAAAAUAGCGGUUAUAGAUUUCUCUGGGCAGUGCGUAUUCCGCCGGGAUCGGCGGCGCGUGAAGAGACGGACUUGGAGGCGUUGCUGCCGGAGGGUUUCAUGGAGAGAACUAAAGAUAGGGGAAUGGUUUUGAAGAGUUACGCGCCGCAGAUGGAGGUGCUGAGUCACGAAUCGGUGGGGGGUUUCGUGACUCACUGCGGUCAGUGUUCGCUUCUGGAAGCGGUGUCGUUUGGGGUUCCGAUGAUUGGUUGGCCGCUGUACGCGGAGCAGAGGAUGAAUCGGGUUUUCAUGGUGGAGGAGAUGAAGGUGGCGCUGCCGCUGGAGGAGGAGACGGAGGACGGGUUCGUGACGGCGGCUGAGGUGGAGAAGAGAGUGAGGGAGCUGAUGGACUCGGACACCGGGAGAGAGGUGAGACGCCGAGUGACGGAGUUGAAACACUCCGCUGCCGCCGCGGUGGCAAGGGGUGGAUCCACGAUGGUGGCUAUGGAGAAGUUUAUGGAGGCUGUGAUUCGAGGUUAA
Molecule: messenger RNA, 1362 nt
Organism: Erythranthe guttata (spotted monkey flower)
Lineage: Eukaryota; Viridiplantae; Streptophyta; Magnoliopsida; Lamiales; Phrymaceae
Product: chalcone 4'-O-glucosyltransferase
Molecular function (GO): UDP-glucosyltransferase activity
Source: RefSeq, a predicted model, not a curated record